Vicia villosa (hairy vetch) is the source of this 787-nucleotide messenger RNA. Its product is annotated as outer envelope pore protein 16-2, chloroplastic-like. Gene Ontology annotation, cellular component: chloroplast outer membrane. The record is from RefSeq and is a predicted model, not a curated record. NCBI's taxonomy places the organism in Eukaryota, Viridiplantae, Streptophyta, Magnoliopsida, Fabales, Fabaceae. The coding region runs from base 102 to 647 and encodes 181 amino acids. Gene Ontology annotation, molecular function: amino acid transmembrane transporter activity. The transcript is spliced from 6 exons.
ACAAAACAAUAACUUGCUUUAUAUUUCUCAUACACUAUUGUAUCUUCAAAAACACAAAUCGAAUCGCAUUUCUCGCACAGUAUCAAAUCAAACCAAAGAAAAUGAACUUGAACACAAGCAGUGAGGUGGAAACUCGUACCAAGCUUGACGAACUCUGUAACUUCGACAAAAAAGGCCUCUUUGAUCUCGGCCAUCCUCUCGUUAACCGCAUCGCCGAAAGCUUCGUCAAAGCCGCCGGAAUCGGAGCCGUUCAAGCCGUCUCUCGCGAUGCUUAUUUCUCCGCCAUUGACGGUACCAGGACCGAUAACAAUGGCGUUAAAGCUUCGGAUGGUUCAGCCGCCGGAAAACGCCGGUUGCCGGGACUUAGAGGAGAGACCAGUAAUAAAUCUCUUGAGGCUAUGGUGAUUAAUGCUGGGAAAGAAUCCUUACAAUGGGGAGUGGCUGCAGGAUUAUAUUCAGGUCUAACAUAUGGGCUGAAGGAGGCUCGCGGAGCUCAUGACUGGAAAAACAGUGCAGUUGCUGGAGCAAUCACUGGGGCCACCCUUGCACUUACCAUGGAAGACUCUACUCAUGAACAUGUUGUUCAAUGUGCUAUCACUGGAGCUGCAAUCUCCACUGCUGCAAAUCUUCUCACUGGGAUUUUCUAAAUGCCUACUCUGUCUAUGGAUAUUUGCUUUUAAUAAUCUUUUUUUCUUUUGUAUUGUAAUAGUUGCUUAUAAAUAUUUAAGAUGAACUAGCAAGGACUUCCUUUUGUAUAUCUAGUUAUCAUAAUGGUGUGUUCGUCCAA